Hevea brasiliensis (rubber tree) is the source of this 2419-nucleotide messenger RNA. RefSeq names its product probable rhamnogalacturonate lyase B. Gene Ontology annotation, biological process: carbohydrate metabolic process. Bases 143 to 2227 code for a protein of 694 amino acids. The record is from RefSeq and is a predicted model, not a curated record. Gene Ontology annotation, molecular function: carbohydrate binding; catalytic activity. Lineage: Eukaryota; Viridiplantae; Streptophyta; Magnoliopsida; Malpighiales; Euphorbiaceae. The transcript has 16 exons.
ACAACGAAUUAACGGAACCUUAAGUUUGAACAGUUCAUCCUUUGCCGCCACUCAGUCCACCACUAUGCCAUCACCGCCUCCAUUUCCGCCGUAGUAAUUGCUGAAAAAUCACAUAUCGCCAAUUUAUAUCUCGUCCUUUUGAAUGAAGAAAAGGCUGCAAAGCCUCUUCGGUUCUCUAUGCGAUUGCGGCGGUUGCCUGCGUCACAGAAAUGUUUCUUACUCUAUCUCCACUUCUCAAAGACCUGGACCUGGAGGUAUAUUGAACCCAGAUAGACAUUUUCAUUGUGGUGAACAAAAUCUGAAAGAUAGCAACUGUCGCACCAUGCCACCUCAUGCGGUUCGAUUGCAUAUUCAAGAUCGUCAUGUCGUGAUGGAUAAUGGCAUAGUUCAAGUCACAUUAUCAAAACCUGAAGGAAUUGUUACUGGCAUACGAUAUGAUGGAAUUGACAAUUUGCUUGAAGUUCUUAAUCGUGAAACAAAUAGAGGAUAUUGGGAUCUUUUCUGGAAUCCACCAGGAGGCAAGGGAAUCUUUGAUGUGAUUAGUGGAACAAGUUUCAGGGUGAUUGUGGAAAAUGAGGAACAGGUUGAGCUCUCAUUCACAAGAAUGUGGGAUCCCUCCCUGGAGGGAAAGUACAUUCCCCUAAACAUAGAUAAAAGGUUUAUAUUACUCCGUGGUUCUUCAGGCUUCUACUCUUAUGCCAUCUAUGAGCACUUACAAGAGUGGCCAGGUUUUGAACUUGGCGAAACCAGGAUCACUUUCAAACUCAGAAAAGACAAGUUUCAGUAUAUGGCUGUAGGAGAUAAUCGGCAAAGACUGAUGCCCCUGCCUGAUGACCGUAUGCCAGGAAGAUGUCAAACCCUGGCCUAUCCAGAAGCCGUCCUUCUUGUUAAUCCUAAGUUCCCAGAGCUUAAAGGAGAGGUGGAUGACAAGUACCAAUAUUCAUGCAAUAAUGAAGACAAUCAGGUCCAUGGGUGGAUGUCCUUCAACCCACCAGUGGGGUUUUGGCAAAUUACACCAAGCAAUGAAUUCCGAACUGGUGGGCCCCUCAAACAGAACCUGACCUCACAUGUUGGCCCCACCACGCUUGCUAUGUUCCAUAGUUCACAUUAUGCGGGAAAUGAUCUGGUGCCAAGGUGCAACCUUGGCGAGCAUUGGAAGAAAGUUUUUGGCCCAGUUUUCAUCUAUCUUAAUUCUGCAUCAACUGGAAAUGACCCACUUUUUCUGUGGGAAGAUGCCAAAAUACAGAUGAUGGCUGAAGUCCAAAGCUGGCCAUACAGUUUUCCAGCCUCUGCAGAUUUCCAAAAGUCAGCAGAACGAGGGAAUGUAUGUGGUAGACUACUUGUCCAAGACAUGUGUAUGAGUGAGGACCAUAUUAUAGCAAGUGGUGCUUAUGUAGGGAUGGCCCCACCAGGUGACGUUGGAUCAUGGCAGAGAGAAUGCAAGGACUACCAAUUUUGGACCAGAGCAGAUGAGAAUGGCUUUUUCUCCAUUAAAAACGUCCGUACAGGGGACUAUAAUCUUUAUGCAUGGGUUCCUGGAUUCAUUGGGGAUUAUCGAUUUGAAGCUGUCAUUACCAUAAACUCAGGUUGUAAUAUCGAAAUGGGUGAUCUUGUAUAUAAGCCUCCUAGAGAUGGACCUACAUUGUGGGAAAUAGGCAUCCCUGAUCGUUCUGCUGCAGAAUUUUAUGUUCCUGAUCCUGAUCUCGUGCAUGUCAAUAAAUUAUUUAUCAAUCAUCCUGACAGGUUUAGGCAAUAUGGGUUGUGGAGCAGAUAUGUGGAUUUAUAUCCCGAGGCGGACUUGGUUUACACAGUUGGUGUCAGUGACUAUCGCAAAGAUUGGUUUUUUGCACAGGUAGUGAGGAGGAAAGAUGAUGGUACACAUGUAGGUACCACAUGGCAAAUAAAGUUCAAACUUGACAAAGUUGAUCGAAGGAACACCUACAAAUUGCGCGUGGCAUUGGCAUCUGCAGCUCUGGCAGAACUGCAGGUUCGUGUUAAUGACCCAAAUGCCCCCCGCCCUGUAUUUACAACUGGACUAAUUGGAAGGGACAAUUCGAUCGCAAGACAUGGGAUUCAUGGGCUCUACCGGCUGUACAAUGUGAAUAUACCAGGUGUUCGGUUAGUUGAAGGAGAGAAUACCAUCUUCUUGACACAGCCAAGAUGCACCAGCCCUUUCCAGGGUCUCAUGUAUGACUAUAUUCGUCUGGAAAGUCCUCCAUCUUCAUGAUCCAUAAAUGAAAUUUCAUGUUCAUGUAAGUAAAAUAUUUUCAAAAUGGUUCACAAAAUAAUGCGUGUGUGUAUGUAUGCCUAUGUCUGAGUUUACCUUCAUAGGACAAUAAGCCAAAAUGUGUCGAUGUACGGAUGAGCUAAAUGUGGAAUACAACUAUGCAUAUGAUAAUUUAUGUGUUGUCUUAUUUCA